Molecule: messenger RNA, 1062 nt
Organism: Kalmanozyma brasiliensis GHG001
Lineage: Eukaryota; Fungi; Basidiomycota; Ustilaginomycetes; Ustilaginales
Product: Ovarian tumor, otubain
Exons: 1
Coding region: 1-1062 (353 amino acids)
Biological process (GO): protein deubiquitination
Molecular function (GO): cysteine-type deubiquitinase activity
Source: RefSeq, a predicted model, not a curated record
AUGGGAAUCAAGUUCAUCAAGAAGGAAAGGUACCUUGCCAACUUCAAGAACCUACUUCACAGAGCUCAAGAACUGGGGGUCUUCAGGGGUAAAGCUACCAAGCAAGCUGGUCCAACUAGGAAGCACAUCAUCUAUGACCUAGGUUUAGCCAUGGGCUGGAACCCUGGCCUCAGGAACAACAUCUGGACCUUCAAGCAACCUCAAUGGUGGACCUGGGUACCUUCAACCAAGGACAUAGAUGACCCACCGGAGGUUCAACCUACCUCCAACCUCAAGUUCAAGGACCCUCUCUCCAAAGACACACACCUGGAAGAGAUAGAGAGGUGUGUCAAGAUGUACAAGAGAGGUACCUUGUGGAGGUCCUUGAUCUACAAUGAAGGUGGCAAGAAGGUACCUUUUGGCUCAGCUCAGACCCAGUUGAAGCUUGCCAACCUCAUCUGGACUAGGUUCAAGUAUGACUGGACCACCUCCUGCUACCUGGAGAAGACCCCCUUCAAGGAGGAUGAUGGAACCCACCAAGGAACCUCCCAACCCCCCAAGAAACUGGACCAAGACCUGGACAAGUACAAGAUCAAAGGUACCCACAUGGUACCUGAAGGUACCUUCCUGGCAGAACUUCAAGGCACAACCUCCUACAGGAUGACCUCUGGCUACAUCAAGGCAGAUGGCAACUGCCAGUUCAGGGUACUUUCCAAGAUCAUCUAUGGUACCCAGAACCGCCACCUGAACGUACGUACAGAGGUGGUCAAGUACCUUGAACAUCACCAGAACAUGGUAGAAGCUAUCCUGGCAACCAAGGAGAUACCUGCCCACCCACUCCUCAGCAGAGGCCAGGCUCUGACCUUCAGAACCUACCUCACUCAGAUGGCCAGAGUAGGUACAUGGGGGGAUGAUGCUACCUUGAGUGCUGCAGUAAGUAUCUUCAACCUCAGUUUGGUCAUCAUCAACCCAGACAGAAGCUACUUUGAGGUCAACAAGGUCAACAACCCCCCUCAGUGGCAUGCCCUGUACUACACAGGUAACCACUAUGAACUUGUACUGAAGUUCAACCCCAGAGCAUAG